AGGAACUUCGCGUUACUGUUUUAAUAUUCAUGAGCCGGAAGACGUUCAGUUUGAGUAGAUUACCCAAGAUGCUCGGCGUGCUUGUAGCAGGGGGGAAUGUGUGACAAUGGCAACAAAUACUACAGCAAAUAACCCAUCUUUCGACUGUCCAACAUGGGCAGGGAAGCCUCCAGCAGGACUGCAUUUGGACGUGGUGAAAGGAGACAAACUUGUUGAGAAACUGAUCAUUGAUGAAAAGAAGUAUUAUUUGUUCGGGAGGAACCCAGACAUCUGUGACUUCACCAUCGACCAUCAGUCGUGCUCUCGCGUGCAUGCGGCCCUCGUCUACCACAGGCAUUUGAAAAGAGUGUUUCUCAUCGACCUCAACAGCACACAUGGUACGUUCCUCGGACACAUUCGCCUGGAGCCCAACAAGCCCCAGCAGGUUCCCAUCGACUCCACCAUGUCGUUUGGCGCAUCCACACGUGCUUACACCAUUCGGGAGAAACCUCAGAGUCAGCCGGGCUCCGGCGUCGGGGACAGUAAAACCGGGGACGACGAGGAGCUGAAGGGUCUUCUGGGACUUCCAGAGGAAGAAACUGAACUGGAGAACCUGACUGAGUUCAACACCGCUCAUAACAAGCGCAUCUCCACCCUCACCAUAGAGGAGGGCAACCUGGAUAUUCAGAGACCCAAGAGGAAAAGGAAGAACUCCAGAGUGACCUUCAAUGAAGAUGAUGAGAUCAUUAACCCGGAGGACAUCGACCCCUCUGUUGGACGUUUCAGAAACAUGGUCACAACAGCUGUGGUUCCUAUUAAGAAGAAGAAAAUGGGCGGAGGCAAUGCGCUGGGAAUCGAGGAAUCCAUGACCCGACACAUGCAUGCAUUCCCUAUGCAAGGUGGACUCUACAGAGACCUUCCCCCUGCCAGUCACGAAGCUCAAUCCCCAGGAGCUCCCGGCGGAGCCACAAUCCUGGGAGGACUGCCGUUACCCCUGCCCAACCCGGCCCCGGACGUGGACCUGGCCCAGGAGGCCCCGCCGCCUCCGCUCGUGCUCAACCCCACGCCGUUACCCGGCCCCUACGUCUCCGACCCUCUCAGCGAACCCCGCAAGAAGAAGUACGCUAAAGAGGCAUGGCCUGGCAAGAAGCCCACGCCGUCUCUGCUCAUUUAGCUGUGUAUUACUAAUACAAGACUCUUCUAUACUCGUGAACUCAAUCUUGAAGAAGCUGGCAAAUGGACUUUGAUUUCAACUGCGCUACAAGAAUCUGAUUUUUUAAAAGGUCUUUCCUCCUAAAAUGAGCAUUGGCUCACUCUCGUGUCAUUCCAGAUGCAUAGUACUUUCUAAUUCAGUGUCUAAAGUGCAUUUUGACUUUUCCUUUUUCCUGACACAGAAUGAUUUGGUCAUGGUCUUAUAAAUCAUCUGUUGCUCUGUUUUGUCAAAAGAGCUGCUUGGACAUUGUGCAUUAGCUCUUUUGUGUAUCAUAGGAACGUUGCAAUGACAUGAGGGUGAGUAAAUGAUGUAAUUUAAUGCAUUUUGAUUGAUCUAUUUCUCUAAAAUGCCAGCGUGAAAGUGAGAACCUAAUGAAAACCAAACACAAGUACAUAACCUGAUCCAAACAGCAAAAUCUGUCAUGUUUAGCCUAAGAUGGAAGGGGGGAUAACUUUUAUAGUGUACUCUCUUUUUUUUUUUUUUUUUUUUUAAUAUUACUAUUUAUGUAAAAUGUUCUGAAAAUUGACCAUUAGACAGCAAGAAGUUGUUUCAAACUAGCUGUUUGGCCAUCACACUUUUACAUGAGCAUCAUUAAUGCAGAUGAUAGAUCUGGUCGAUCUUCCACAAACCCUGUAUUUGGUUUCAAAACUGAUGAAAUUCUGCAAUAUUGUAACACUUUACCUUCUGAGGAUCUGUGCGGUUUCACACCGUAUUAGUUUCAUUCACUCGUUCCCCCUUAAUAUACAAACUGAGGGCAGCAGCGUUUCAAAUGAACUGUUGGUUGAUGGUUCAUCAGGGCUCAAUGCAUACGGUCUUCACUGUAAAAAAAAAAAAGGAAAAGACAGUUUUAUACUCCUGUUCUGUUUGGUACAUUUGAUGUUUGUACAUACAUUCACAAUAAAAGCCAGUGUAUUUUUAUAUAUUUAUACUGAUGCCAGAAGUCUUUACAUUUGAAUCGAGGGUGGCUGCUCUUCCUAUUUUAUAUUCAUGACGGAGCGGUUAAUUUUCUCCACAACCGGUUUGACUACCAAUCAAGAUGUCCGCAGCCAUGUGAUUUCUGGUUCAAGACCAUAAUGCUGAUUAUCAGAAGUUGUCCAUUCUGGCUUUUCAUUGCUACAGCAUGCCUUUACUUUACACAAGCACCUUCCUGACAGGAACAGACACUAUUAUGUUUACAAAUACCGCUGUAAGCAGCAAUUACGGGUCUAGUACAAUACACCUACACCAGAAAGAGUAGUUUGUGAGACCAGCGAUGAAUUUAGGUAGUUAGCUUUGACAGUUAAACUGAUUUGAAAACCUUUGCUGUCUCACUUCCUCUUCUUCAUCAGCAUACUUUAUUUCUGGAAACUGAUGUCAAACCCCAAACCUGCAAUUGGUGGUUUUUAUGAGGUUUCGGUUAGUCUAUGAAAGGAGCCACUUUUGAU
Onychostoma macrolepis is the source of this 2616-nucleotide messenger RNA. RefSeq names its product protein phosphatase 1, regulatory subunit 8b (gene ppp1r8b). Gene Ontology annotation, molecular function: mRNA binding; protein binding; protein serine/threonine phosphatase inhibitor activity. Gene Ontology annotation, cellular component: nuclear speck. The record is from RefSeq and is a predicted model, not a curated record. The transcript has 7 exons. NCBI's taxonomy places the organism in Eukaryota, Metazoa, Chordata, Actinopteri, Cypriniformes, Cyprinidae. Bases 107 to 1153 code for a protein of 348 amino acids.